Messenger RNA from Pipistrellus nathusii (Nathusius's pipistrelle), 1776 nucleotides. NCBI's taxonomy places the organism in Eukaryota, Metazoa, Chordata, Mammalia, Chiroptera, Vespertilionidae. The record is from the annotation of a GenBank genome assembly.
AUGGCGGCUCCCGGCCGCCCCGCGGCCCUCCUGCUCCUGCUGCGCCUCGGCCUGGCGGCGGCCUUUCCCAACGGCCGCGUGACCGAGUCCUGCGGGGACAUGGUGCCCCGGCACGGCCACCCCCCGAGCCCCGACCCCAAACACAGCGUGGCGGUGGCCCGGACGACCUUCUCGCCGGGGGACCAGAUCGAAGUGGCUGUGUCGGGGCCGGAGUUCAAGGGCUUCCUCCUGGAGGCCCGGGAUGCCGAGGACCCGGGCGGCGCCCCCGUGGGCUCCUUCACGCUGAUCGACAAAGAGGUGUCCCAGCUGCUGGCCUGCGGGGGUAAAGAGGGGUCCGCCGUGAGCCACACCAGUGCGCACAAGAAGACCGCCGUGAGGGCCCUCUGGGACGCCCCCCGCAGCGCCCCGAACCACGUGCAGUUCCUGGCCACGGUGGUGGAGAAGUACAAGAGCUACUGGGUGAGGAUUCCCAGUCCGGUCAUCUCCCAGCCCAAGGCCCCGCCGCUCUCCACGCCCGCGGCGACCCCUGCGCCUUCGCCAGCCUCGCCUGCCGCCUCCGUUCUCUCCGAGCCAUUCAGUGCCGCGGGCUGCGGGAGCAGCAAGUUCUGCGUGCGGAGCCCCGCGGCCUGCGACCCAGCGGCGGAGCGCGCCUGCCUCUUCCUGUCCUUCACGCCGGACGGCCGGUCGGUGACGGUGGAGCUGAGCGGCCCCAGCCAAGGCUACCUGUCCUUCGCCUUGUCCCACGACAGGUGGAUGGGCGAUGACGAUGCUUACCUGUGUAUCCAUGACAACCAGGCCGUGAGCAUCCGACCUGCCCAUCUGACUGGGCGGAGCCACCCUGUCCUGGACUCCUGGGACACCCUGGAGGGAGUGGCCUGGCGGCUGCAGGACGACGGGAUGCAGUGUUCUUUCCGGAGAGACAUCGCCCUUCCCGGGGUGAAGAGCAGGUUUGACCUAAACACCAGCUACUACAUCUUUCUAGCAACGGGAGCGGCCGAGGAUGGUAAAAUUUAUAGACACUCCCAGCAGCCUCUGAUUACAUACGAAAAACAUGACGUGACAGGUGACCCGCAGGACGUGGGAGCAUCUCAGGCCCAGCCCUUGCUGAGGGCUCACGGGGCCCUGAUGCUCGUGGGCUGGAUGACCACGGUCAGUGUGGGCGUCAUCGUUGCCCGCUUCUUCAAGCCCGUCCUGUCCAGGCCUCUGUUUGGCGAAGCCGCCUGGUUUCAGGUGCACCGGGCGCUCAUGCUCCUCACCUCCGUCCUCACCUGCAUCGCCUUCGUCCUGCCCUUCCUCUACCGGCGAGGCUGGAGCAGCCACGCAGGUUACCACCCCUACCUCGGCUGUGUGGUGCUGGUGCUGGCGGUCCUGCAGCUGCUGCUGGCAGUCCUGAGGCCAGCUCUGAACGACCCCAGGAGGCAGCUGUUCAACUGGACUCACUGGGGGCUGGGGACCGUGGCCAGGAUUGUGGCAGUGGCCGCGAUGUUCCUGGGGACGGACCUGCCGGCGCUGGCCCUGCCCGGCCCGUGGAAGACCUACACCAUGCUGGGCUUCGUCGCCUGGCACGUGGGGACCGAGGUGCUGCUGGAGGUGCACUCUUACCGCCUCUCACGCAAAGUUGAAAUACUGGAUGACACUAGAAUUCAGAUUAUGCAGCCCUUUACCAUGGCUGAGGCAGAAGAAGGCCACGGCUUUAAGAAGGCGGUGCUAGCCGUGUAUGUCUGUGGGAACGUGACUUUUCUCGUCAUUUUCUUGUCUGCCGUCAGCCGUCUCUGA